AUGUAUCUUGUUUGCAUCCUUCAUCAUCCCUCCUUUCCCGACGAACGCUCGCCGCGAAGCAGUCAGCUCUUUGUGUCUCCCCCUCCCCAACAAAUCACCAUGCCACCCCGCCAGCGUUGUCAUGUCGACGCCUCCAACUCGGACGAUUCCUUUUCGCCUAGCGAUGACGACAUCAGUGAUGACACCUCCAAUGCCAACGAGGACGUCUUUGACGUAAACGAAGAUGAAGACGGCCCGAGCACCGACGCGACGGACGUUGAAGACCUCCACGAGGAAGCCGAACUUGACGUCGAAGACCAGAUCAUGUUGUUUGGCGGGAAUCUCCGCCCGCCCGACUACUGGCGGAGGGCGGUAGAGGAAAUGAACGAAAGCGAAUUCGAGGGUCAAGAUUACAGUCCUUCGACAACGGCAUUACUAGAUAAUGUUGAGGAGCAGUGGCGCUUAUAUUGUGAAGUCCUCAACCGCGACCCUCGACAUUGCUACAAGACGCUCUCGCUGCGCGUUCCGAUUGCCUAA
Colletotrichum higginsianum IMI 349063 is the source of this 516-nucleotide messenger RNA. RefSeq names its product C2H2 finger domain-containing protein. NCBI's taxonomy places the organism in Eukaryota, Fungi, Ascomycota, Sordariomycetes, Glomerellales, Glomerellaceae. The coding region runs from base 1 to 516 and encodes 171 amino acids. The transcript has 2 exons. The record is from RefSeq and is a predicted model, not a curated record.